AUGAACCGCCGCAGCAUCUCCUUCUCCGAACCCACCCCCGUCCCGCGCCGCUCCAACAGCUACGCUACCUCCAUCUCCCGGAACUCGCGCAACCUCACCCGUCGCAUCUCCGGCCUCAGUACCAAUGAUCUCGAAGAAGCCGAAGUGCCCCUCGAUCCAGUAGAGCAUGCGGUAGCAGAAGAGAUCGCGGAGAUCAAGCGAUAUGAGGACUUUACGACCAUCGACUGGGUGCAAGAUGCGGCGCGAGAGAACUUGAGACGGAAAGCCAGACGCCAAGAGCGCGCGGGAUUCUUUGAUCAGAAGGGGAAGUUGGCGUGGAGGAGGACGGUGUGGGAGGCCUACGAUGCUGGACAAGGAUGGAUCGUGGUUACCCUGAUUGGGAUCGCUAUUGGAUUGAACGCAGCUUUCUUGAACAUAAUCACCGAGUGGCUGUCGGAUAUCAAGCUGGGAUACUGCACGACGGCUUUCUACCUCAAUGAGUCGUUCUGCUGCUGGGGCGCGGAGAGCGGGUGCGAUGAGUGGCAUGAAUGGAGUGGAUGGUGGGUGAUCAACUAUCUGCUGUACAUCGCCUUCAGCACGGCUUUUGCGUUUACGAGCGCGAGGUUGGUCAAGUCGUUCGCGCCGUAUGCGGCAGGCUCGGGCAUCAGCGAGAUCAAGUGCAUCAUUGCUGGUUUCGUGAUGAAGGGCUUCCUUGGAUUCUGGACACUGCUCAUCAAGUCAAUUGGACUACCACUGGCCAUUGCAUCUGGGCUGAGUGUUGGCAAAGAAGGACCAAGCGUUCAUUACGCGGUGUGUACCGGCAAUGUCAUCAGCCGGCUAUUUGGCAAAUACCGCCGCAAUGCUGCCAAAACGCGCGAGAUUCUGUCAGCAACCGCCGCUGCUGGUGUCGCUGUGGCCUUUGGCAGCCCCAUCGGAGGUGUGUUGUUCAGCUUGGAAGAGAUGAGCAACUACUUCCCGCUCAAGACGAUGUGGAGGAGCUACUACUGUUGCUUGGUGGCCACCGCAGUGCUGGCUGGCAUGAAUCCCUUCCGGACCGGACAGCUGGUGAUGUUCACUGUCCGCUACGACCGGGACUGGCACUACUUUGAAGUCAUCUUCUACAUCCUCAUCGGCAUUUUUGGCGGUCUGUAUGGCGCUUUUGUCAUGAAGUGGAAUCUUCGGGUGCAAGCGUUCCGGAAAAAGUACCUCUCCAAGUAUCCGAUUGUCGAGGCUAGCUUCCUUGCUUUGGCUACUGCGAUCAUCUGCUUCCCGAAUAUGUUCCUGCGAAUUGACAUGACGGAGAGCAUGGAGAUUCUGUUCCUCGAAUGCGAGGGCGGGCACGAUUACGACGAGCUCUGCGACAGGCAGAAUCGGGUACAGAUGAUCGUUACGUUACUUUUGGCGACAGUCAUCCGCAUAGCGCUGGUCAUCAUCUCUUAUGGCUGCAAAGUACCGGCUGGCAUCUUCGUGCCUUCAAUGGCUAUCGGAGCUUCUUUCGGACGAAUGGUCGGCAUCUUGGUGCAAGCGCUGCACGAGCGGUUCCCCGACGCUGCUUUCUUCGCAGCCUGCGAGCCGGACGUUCCAUGCAUCACUCCUGGAACGUAUGCCUUCCUGGGCGCGGGCGCGGCAUUGUCUGGAAUCAUGCAUCUCACGGUAUCGGUGGUCGUGAUUAUGUUCGAGCUCACAGGUGCUCUGACCUACAUCCUGCCCACUAUGAUCGUCGUCGGCAUCACCAAAGCCGUCUCUGAACGCUUCGGAAAGGGCGGCAUUGCUGACCGAAUGAUUUGGUUCAACGGUUUCCCAUUCCUGGACAACAAGGAGGAGCAUACCUUCGGCGUCCCUGUCUCACAGACCAUGACCGCGCAUCCCACCGCUCUGCCAGCCACUGGCCUCACCAUUCAAGACGUCGAGAAAGUGCUCACCGACUCCAAAUACCAAGGCUUCCCUAUCAUCGAAACUCCCGAGAGCACAGUUCUGAUUGGCUACAUCGGCCGCACAGAACUCCGCUACGCCCUCGACAGAGCUAAGCGCGACCAACUCGCGUCUCCUCACGCCAUAUGCAACUUCACCCCUCCUCCCAGCGGUGCUCCACGUGCCUCUAUCACCUCCGCCACCUUACCACCCAUUGACGUUGAGUCCUCAGAAGACACUACUGUCGACCUCUCCCGCUUCGUUGACCCGACACCGCUUUCCGUGCAUCCUCGACUCCCACUUGAGACUGUGAUGGAGGUCUUCAAGAAACUCGGCCCUCGCGUCAUUCUAAUCGAGCACAGGGGCCGGCUUAUGGGGCUGGUCACAGUGAAGGAUUGUCUGAAAUACCAAUUCCAAGUCGAGCAUGCGCACGAAGGGAGCCGGGAGGCUCUAGGGCGGAAAGAGAGGCAGGAGGAAAGGGUCUGGGACGUCAUGAAGCGAGCGGGUGGGUGGGUUGGCGGAAGGGUAAGGGGGUUAAGUGGAGGGCGAUUGAGGCUAGGCGAAGGAAGCCCUACGGCAGCGUCGCCGGCGGGAGGUAUUAACAGAGGAGAGCGCAGUCCAGGCUUGGAUGGAGAGGUUGAGUUGGAGGAUCGGAGGAAUGUUGUAUGA
This is a messenger RNA of Saxophila tyrrhenica, 2559 nucleotides long. RefSeq names its product glycerol ethanol, ferric requiring protein (gene GEF1). The transcript has a single exon. NCBI's taxonomy places the organism in Eukaryota, Fungi, Ascomycota, Dothideomycetes, Mycosphaerellales, Extremaceae. Gene Ontology annotation, molecular function: voltage-gated chloride channel activity. Gene Ontology annotation, biological process: chloride transport; intracellular iron ion homeostasis; intracellular copper ion homeostasis. Bases 1 to 2559 code for a protein of 852 amino acids. The record is from RefSeq and is a predicted model, not a curated record. Gene Ontology annotation, cellular component: fungal-type vacuole; early endosome; endoplasmic reticulum.